AUGAUAAAUACAUUAGAAAGUCUGGCAAAUGAAAUUCUUCUUAAUAUAUUAUCGAAUUUAACAUGGUUUGAAAUGAUACAAUCAUUUUGGUCAAUUAAUAAACGAUUUAAUUCUCUUGUUUGUUCAAUAUUUUCAAUAAAUUAUGGUAGAAAUAAAAGUGGAAUUAUUAUUAGUGAAACAGAUUUAUCUUUAAAUAAAUAUCAGUCAAUAUUAUUGUCAAUAAUUUCUAAUUCAAAUCUUUCUAUUUCUAUACAACGUAUUUAUAUUGAUGGAGCAAAAUCAGUUUUUUUUGAUCUUAUAUCUAAAUGGAUUUUUCAAGAAAAUCUUAUUUAUUUUAUUAAUUUGAAAUCACUUAUUCUAACUCGAUGUUAUCUAUCAGAAAUCUUAAUUAAUAAUUUAUCUUUACUUGUUCAAUAUCAAUUAGAUGAAUUAAUCUUAACAUUUGAUGAAGAUAGUCUUGAAAUGUUUGACUAUGAAUACGAUUCUGGCAAGAAUGCACGUGAUCAAGUUCAAAAAUUGACAGUCAUAUAUCAAGAAUUCAUACGUCAACUUUUUUCAUCUAAAUGUCAAUUAACCUCGCUUCAACUUGAUAUUUCACAAGACAAUUCUGUUUUUCAAAUACAUAAAUGUCUUUCAUCAUCAUCUUCUUCUGAUAUUUAUUCAAAUCAAAUCGACAAUCAACUUGUUACUAAUUGUAUGACUCUUCGUCGUUUACACAUUCAUGUUAUUCAUGGUUAUUUUAUUGAACAUAUUAUUGAACAUGUACCUGCUCUUGAAAUUCUUUCAGUUGUAAUUGGAGGUUCAUUGGCCCAAGAACAAUUAUAUCAUAUGAAGACUAAAAAGUUCUCGUCAACUAUUGUCAAUUGGUAUGAUAAGAUUCCAAAAUUAAAAUGUUUUACUUUAAACAGUUACAUUCUUGUUGAUUCUCAGUUUGAAUAUCUAAAAUGGAUUCUUAAUAAUGUUAAUUAUGUUGAAAAAUUAAAACUUCGACUUCAUGUAAAUUUAACAUAUCAAGAAGAUUCAAUGAAAAGACAUUGUUUUAUUGAUGCCAAUAUUAUUAAUGAAUAUUGUAUGCCUGAUAUAUCGAGAAAUUUAAUUGUUUUUAAUUUU
Molecule: messenger RNA, 1110 nt
Organism: Rotaria sp. Silwood1
Lineage: Eukaryota; Metazoa; Rotifera; Eurotatoria; Philodinida; Philodinidae
Source: the annotation of a GenBank genome assembly